GGGCUGACAGCUCAAACAGCCACGACUGAAGGAAAAAAAACGCGAGAAGAAUGAGAGAAGAGAUUAGUGGACUGAUAAACUCCAUGUGAGUAAUGUUUCUGAGGGACUGGAGAACGACAAAGCAGAGCAAGUCCUCAAACAACGUCCUGUUUCUGACUAAAAUGACAUACAUUUUUAUAUAACGGUUCUUUGAACGUGCACGUUAGAAAAUGCGUUUGUUUACAUUUCGUUGCUCCGUAAAUUUCACGACAACCGACUACAAGGCGAGCGCGUGGAGACGAACACGGGGGCUACCAGCGGUCAGAUACAAAACAUCAGCCCCCAAAAACUUCACCGACUACGAGAGUCUGAAACAGACAUACAAGCCUCGAGUUCCUGCCCAGUUUAACUUCGCCAAAGACGUCCUCGACGUUUGGGAGACUAAAGAAAAGGCAAAUGAAAAGUCCUCUCUUCCUGCUUUCUGGUGGGUGAAUGAUGAUGGUAGAGAGAUCAGGUGGAGUUUUGAAGAGCUGGGGUUUCACUCUAGAAAGCUUGCUAAUGUUCUGAGUGAAGUAUGCGGUUUGGCGAGAGGGGACCGGGUCUUCUUGGUGCUCCCCCGAGUUCUGGAGUGGUGGCUGGUCAACAUCGCCUGUCUCAGAACAGGUACAGUUCUGAUCCCUGGAACCACCCAGCUUACAGCUAGAGAUAUCCUGCACCGUCUGCAGGUCUCUGGGGCCAAGUGUGUGAUCACAGAUGAGAGUAUGGCUCCAAUGUUAGAGGCUGUGACUCCACAGUGUGCUGCACUCACCUCUAAACUCCUGCUGUCCAGUAGGAGGCGUUCAGGAUGGGCCGACAUUACAGCCCUUAUGGGGAGCGCCUCUGCUGACCAUGUUUGUGUGGACACUAGGAGUGAUGAGCCCAUGACCAUCUUCUUCACCAGUGGUACCACUGGGUCACCCAAAAUGACCCUUCACAGCCACUGUAGCUACGGCCUGGGGCUUACUGUCAAUGGCAGGUACUGGUUAGACCUCACUGAUGGCGAUGUGUUUUGGAAUACCUCGGACACAGGCUGGGCUAAGUCUGCUUGGAGCAGUGUGUUUGCUCCUUGGACGCAGGGAACAUGUGUGUUUGCACACCAUAUGCCACGCUUCAACACACACACUGUCCUCAAGACUCUCUCCAGCUAUCCCAUCAGCACCUUCUGCACAGCUCCGACAGCCUAUCGGAUGUUGGUACAGGAGGAUCCGUCCAGGUUUCAUUUUCAGGCUCUGGAGCACUGUCUGUCUGCAGGAGAGCCUAUUAACCCUGAGGUGAUGAGUAAAUGGAGGGAGCUCACAGGCCUGGACAUCUAUGAGGGAUACGGGCAGACUGAGACUGUUUUGAUUGCUGGCACUUUCAAAGGCAUGGAGAUUAGACCCGGUUCCUUUGGCAAGGCAUCUCCAGCAUAUGACGUGCAGGUGGUGGAUGAAGAGGGGCAUGUUGUUCCUCGAGGAACAGAAGGAAAUCUGGCUAUCAGAGUGAAACCACACAAACCUUUCUCCCUAUUCACUGAAUACACGGAGGAGCCAGAGAAAACAGCAGAGUGUUACCAUGGUGAUUUCUACCUGACAGGUGACAGAGGUGUAAUGGACCAGGAUGGAUACCUGUGGUUUGUUGGCAGAGCUGAUGAUGUCAUACUAUCUGCAGGAUACCGAAUCGGUCCAUUUGAGGUGGAGAAUGCUCUAAUAGAGCAUGAGGCUGUGGCUGAGUCGGCAGUGGUUAGCAGUCCUGAUCAAGUCAGAGGAGAGGUUGUGAAGGCGUUUGUGGUGCUUGCUCCGGAGUACAAAUCCAGGGACCAGAAUGAGCUAAUUAGAGAACUGCAGACACAUGUUAAGAAUGUCACAGCUCCAUAUAAAUACCCCCGCAAGAUUGAGUUUGUGGACCAGCUGCCCAAAACAGUGAGCGGUAAAAUCCGGAGAGUGGAGUUAAGAAAGAAGGAAUGGGAGCAGUCAUAACCAAGCUUACCAGACAUACGCCUCAGCAUCUGUUACACUAGUGGUUCCUAAUCAUAAAGGACUUGAGAUUUAGUUGAUUAUUUGAAUCAGGUGUGUUGGAGGUGGUGAAACACAAAAAGGUCCAGACUGUGAGAUCAAUUUUAACAUACUGUGACAAUGUUGAUUUCUGGUUGGCUUAGCUAAAUGUUUACAAUCACAGAGAAUCAUGUGUAGAAUCAACCAAAGCUUGUAUUUUUCUCUGACAUGUGUGAAAAUAUGAGCAGAAACACUCAUUCUGUGGAGGAGUGCUAGCAUAAAUGCUAAUGAUCAGAAUUAGCCUAACUGGCUUAUGUCAAUUCUUUACGGAUAAAUAAUCAUAAAAAUAGCAAUAUACACAUCAGCAUACUAUUCUGUGUUAGAUUUUGGAGCACUUAUUGGUGAUGUAAUAGUGCUUGGCGACUGUCUUCACCUGGUAAGAAAGAUGGAGGAAAACACCCUCAAAUACAAUUAGGUUAUGUUUAUUAUCCAUCUUGAGUAGGUCCCAAAAACCUUAAAACUGGACUGAUGGCCAAUGAAAAACACAGUUUUCUGGUGCCAAAGGCUCUGGCACUUUGUGUGGUAGAAAAUGCCCUUUGCAUAAGGCCACAAGAAUAUAGCAUAUCUCUGACGCAGACUGACUGAGUAUGCCUGUUCUAGCUGGGGACCUUCUGGGCCAAAGUGCUGUGGAGAGCCUUUAACAUCAUCUAACGCUCUGAAUUCAGUUCAUGAAGGUCUUGCUAAUUAGCUGAUGAGCUGAAUCAGGUGUGUAUAAUGAGGCAAUAUGCUGAAGUCUGCAGUGUUUUGGCCUGUGAGAAAUGGAGCCUGACACACUUGAGCUAGAGUCUCAUCUUCAAACCCAGCACUGACUUAUUAGACAAUCAUUUGCGCUUUGGUUUCAAGGUUGGGUUUAAACUCAGAAAACACAAUAGAAUUCCUGUUUCUAGAUUUCUCCAACCUUAUUAACUCUUGUGAUGAGAAGUUUUACAAAACAAACAGCAAACCAGAGGUAGUGAACUGUAAUACACAUAUUUGCCUGUAGAGGGAGACACAUUCACAACUGUUGAGCACCUUUCUGAUCAAAAGCAUAUUUUAAGAUCUAAUAUAGACAUUAAAACUGUCCUUUCUUGAUGUGGGUCUAUUAAUUUUAAGUGCAUAACUAUAUAAGCUGUAUAGCUGUAUAAAAUAGGACUGUCUUGAUUACCUAGUUAACCUCAGAUGUUUGAAUAAAGAAAUGAUCAAAAAUAGAUAAUUUAAAAAUCUCAGUAAAUUGGCAGUGAUUUGUUGGUAAUUUGCAUGAUGAUAAUGCACAUUUUAAAUUCCCCUACUGGUCUCUUUUAAAGUAAGAAACACAGCCUGAUGGACACAUUUAUAUGUAUUUUUGCCCUGUUUCAUAUCUUAUUUGUAAUUUUGCAUGGUGGCAGGCUGUGCAUGCUUUAUUAUUCUUCUGUUAAGUCAUUUUUAUUUUAAAAAGAAAAAACUCUGAUUACUAGUAACAGCUCUGUUUAAUAGGACUAUAAAAGAUCUUUAAGUGACUGAGCUUCAUAGACAGAUUUUGAUUGUGCAGUCUCUGCACACGCUCUGAUCUGCUGUUAUACAAGCGACCUGUAGGGUGUGUAUUCAAAUCACAGAUUAAGAUUCCAGUGGGUAUUCUCCAUCGAAAAAGCUUUUUAAUCUAGGACUGAGAAAUCAUCCCCUGGAGCACAAUACGGCAACAGAUCAGUGAAUCAGGACAGUGGCCUUCAGUUCUGUUCUGUGAGUUCUCUCUAGAGCCUCUGUGAUUGGUCACUGUUAUGUAAAUAUUGCGUAACUCUGGGGGCUGAUUUACCUUAAUGAGUGUUAUGUCAUGCUAGUUCAUCUCACCCUUGCUGUGUGCUCAGCGAUGACAGAUGCUGCUGGCUCUGAUGCUCUGAUCUUUGACCUGACCAGCCCUCGGUGCCCCCAGUUCCCUUGGGGAUGCCCUAAGAGAGAGCAAAGAAGAAAUGUAAUGGCAUUUUAAUUACCAGAUAAAUAAGUAAUAGACCAUGUAACAUAUAUUUUAUGCCUGUAGCUCGCUGUUUUCGUAUUAUAUUUUGUACCAUUUGAAAAUGGCAGCUGCUUUUUAUACUCUGUGAACAUCUUAUUAUGAACAGACUAAUAAAAAAAAGUAAAAAAUCCAGAA
Colossoma macropomum (tambaqui) is the source of this 4149-nucleotide messenger RNA. It is a transcript of the gene acsm3, whose product is annotated as acyl-CoA synthetase medium chain family member 3. The record is from RefSeq and is a predicted model, not a curated record. NCBI's taxonomy places the organism in Eukaryota, Metazoa, Chordata, Actinopteri, Characiformes, Serrasalmidae. The transcript is spliced from 13 exons. Bases 210 to 1973 code for a protein of 587 amino acids. Gene Ontology annotation, cellular component: mitochondrial matrix. Gene Ontology annotation, molecular function: fatty-acyl-CoA synthase activity; fatty acid ligase activity. Gene Ontology annotation, biological process: fatty acid biosynthetic process; acyl-CoA metabolic process.